AAUCCCUGGCUGUUUAAGUCUUAAUUUCAGUUUAAAUCUUCAAAGUUACUUCCUUAAGGAGCUGAUCAAAGUUCACCUUUCAUCUAUAGAUUGGAGACGUGGCAAUCAUUCUUACCUGACAACAGGUAAAAUCCAGCUCUAAUUCUAAAACAGCAUAUUUUGUGGUGUUGAGCUGGAUCUCUGCUUAUCUUAAAACUUUCAUUGACAUUGAAGCUCCAUUUGCACCUAAUUGCCUAUGUCACCAACACAGAGCUGUCAUAUAGCAGAUAAGAUUUGACCUUCAGGCAGCAAAGUGAGUUUUAGGCAAAGAGAUACCACAUUUAAACUUCAGGAUCUGAUUCUUCUGUUCAUUUUCCUUCCCUUCUGCCACUGGAAAUUUCUCUGGCAAGAAGAAAAAUACCUGUCCGAUAUCAGUGCUCAUCUUUGCUGACUAAGGCAGGUCAGCUGCAGGAUCAUCCCACCCCUUGGACUGCAGGGAUGGAGCAGAAGAGAUGGGUCCUGUUGGCUCUGGCACUUCUUCUGGCUAUCCCUUUCUCAGGUGCAUCUCAGUGGGUUCCUGCCUCCUGGAUACAGCUCCCUUUAUUCCUUCUCACACUGGCUGCUGGUGCUGUUCUAGUAUUUCAAGGAAGGAGAGUGGACUCCCUGGAAACUGUUUGGCUGAAGAACCACCAGCACCUCUACCAAAAAAUUCAGACUCUGCAGGAAGCUUUCCAGAAUGAGCAGGAGUCCACACGGUGUGAUAUUCAGCUCCUCAAAACAGACCUGGAGAAUAUAUUAGGAUUGAGAGUAGAGGCAAAUACUACAAAAUCUUUGGAAUCCAUGUGGAAGAAGGAUGUCCAUGAAGUGUCCCAACAAGUUCAAACUCUGCAGAAAGCUUUUCAAAACACCCACCUGUACACACUGCGAGACCUUCAGAUUAUGAGAACAGACCUGAAGGAUGAACUAGGAAGGACAGUGGAGGCAAAUGUCACAGGGAAUAUAGCAUUCAUGUGGCAGAAGGACCUCCUGCAUCUCUCCCAACAAAUUCAAACUCUGAAGCAAACUUUCCAGAACAUGAAGCUUGCUAUACAGCGUGACUUUCAAAUAAUCAGAAGAGAGCUGGAGAACAAACUAGGAGAGACAAUGGAGGCAAAAACAAGCACCUUAGAAGCCAGGCUGGAGAAAGACCACCAUGAAGCCUCCCAACAAAUUCAAACUCUGCAGGAAAAUUUCCAGAAGAAAUAUGAGGCCACACAGCGUGACUUUCAGAGGAUCAGAACAGAGUUGGAGCAUGACCUAGGUAAACUAGGCUAUUCCCCAGCAAGCUUUCAUCUCUCUAAAGAAAAAAGCUGUUCUACAGGCAAACAGUCCUGUGAACUUAUUCUCAGGACUCACCUCCUCAAAGUGGUUGAAGAAGGAGAGUCCUUACAUGGCAAAACAGUUUUCUACUCUGUGACACUGAAACACCUCCAAGUUGAGGAGCCCAUGACUAGCCCAAGCCUAUGCUCACCUGCUCGGCUAGGGGGCAUCUCCACGGCCAGUGCAUGA
Zonotrichia albicollis (white-throated sparrow) is the source of this 1527-nucleotide messenger RNA. The record is from RefSeq and is a predicted model, not a curated record. NCBI's taxonomy places the organism in Eukaryota, Metazoa, Chordata, Aves, Passeriformes, Passerellidae.